AUGAAGUCAUUCCUACAGCUCCUGUCUUUCGGCCUUGUUGCCGUCAGCGUCUCUGCCGUCCCAGUUGUCGAGGAACGCCAGGACGUUGUCUAUCAACUCAGUGUGGCCACUAAGGGAGACGCCAAGCUUGACGGCCAGAAGCUGGAGAUUGUGAACGCUGUAGUCGGUGUCUUUAAGGGAGACCACCCCCCUGCGAAGGUUUACGAGAUCAAAAACCAGCAGAACCCAAAGCUCAGCGAGCUGCACACUUCGCCAGUUGGCAUUGUGGACCAUGUAUUAGGUCUCAAGGGGGACAACGGCUUGUACAACCUUGUGGAUAUUACCAAUAUCCAUAGCACCGACAACUCGAAAACUCACUUCAGCACAUUCAAGCUGAAGGAUGGCCUCGUCACCCAGGACCUACCCGGACAUUGGAUUGCUUUCCCCAGCGGUAAUGGUGCCUGGGACGUGAAGUGGUACGAUGGCAAUGCUAUCAUCACCCAAAAUUAUGUUUCGGUAGACGUUAAGUACAAGAAGUCUACUAAGUAG
Neoarthrinium moseri is the source of this 528-nucleotide messenger RNA. RefSeq lists its product as uncharacterized. The record is from RefSeq and is a predicted model, not a curated record. The transcript is spliced from 3 exons. The coding region runs from base 1 to 528 and encodes 175 amino acids. Lineage: Eukaryota; Fungi; Ascomycota; Sordariomycetes; Amphisphaeriales; Apiosporaceae.